Phlebotomus argentipes is the source of this 578-nucleotide messenger RNA. RefSeq lists its product as uncharacterized. The record is from RefSeq and is a predicted model, not a curated record. The transcript has 2 exons. Bases 18 to 578 code for a protein of 186 amino acids. NCBI's taxonomy places the organism in Eukaryota, Metazoa, Arthropoda, Insecta, Diptera, Psychodidae.
AGAGAGCGGCCGAAGUGAUGGUUAAGUUGAUAGAGCUGUGCAAAGGCAUGCCAAACUCCAAUCUGAUUGUGAAGACUCACGGGAAUGACUUCCAAUUGAUUGGAUGCUUCUAUGGACCCAAUUUGACCCUCCAAGUUUCGUACGAUGACUCUAUUCAUGACUUCAAUGAGAUUGUGGAGCUGGCCUAUGCUUCCAUGGUUAUCUGCCAGGCAUCUCCUGGUUUUCUGCACUACAGCUAUCAUCAGGCGCUGUCUCUCAGCUCGCCAUUCACCUACAUUCACUCCAUCUGCACACCUCAUCGCCUCUUCGGCUGCAUUCCGCUCUCUUAUCGCCAGUCGCAGCCUUGGCAGACGAAGGGAAAGUACACGGAUUGCACAGUGCUCCUCGCUCUGGUCGACAAGUACACCCGGACAAACUUCAACUACCCUAGCGCGAUGCUGAGACUCCCCGCGGUUGUCCAGCCGCUGGAAGAUGCACAGAACUGGAAGCAUUUCUACGAUGUGAAACUGUUGACGCUGAAGAACAAUUACAGGACCAGUGAGAUAUGCUUUGGCGUCGAUAUGAAUAAUGUUGCAUGA